Messenger RNA from Phragmites australis (common reed), 915 nucleotides. RefSeq names its product histone H3.3. The transcript is spliced from 4 exons. Gene Ontology annotation, molecular function: structural constituent of chromatin; protein heterodimerization activity; DNA binding. The coding region runs from base 182 to 670 and encodes 162 amino acids. The record is from RefSeq and is a predicted model, not a curated record. Gene Ontology annotation, cellular component: nucleosome. NCBI's taxonomy places the organism in Eukaryota, Viridiplantae, Streptophyta, Magnoliopsida, Poales, Poaceae.
GCCGUCCGCUUCAACCAGAGACGUGGCCGUCGUCCUAUAUAGGGCGUACCCAACCGCCGCCGCCAGUAAUCGCCCGUUUUAAUCCUCAGGUUGGGGGAGCAUCGCGGGUCGCAAUCCCUCUCGGCCGAUUUGGGAUUUGGGAGGCGCUCGAGUAUUCAGGUAAACCAUAGUUUGGUGACUCAUGGCUCGUACCAAGCAAACUGCUCGCAAGUCCACGGGUGGAAAGGCUCCUAGGAAACAACUAGCCACCAAGGCUGCUCGUAAGUCUGCACCCACAACUGGGGGAGUGAAGAAGCCACAUCGUUACCGCCCUGGGACUGUUGCUCUUCGUGAAAUCCGCAAGUACCAGAAGAGCACUGAGCUGCUCAUAAGGAAGCUUCCAUUCCAGAGGCUUGUUAGGGAAAUUGCCCAGGAUUUCAAGGUGAGAUUUGUUUUCAUACUGUUAUUGUGCUCAAGUAAACUAGGAGGAGCCUUUUCUCAACCUUUUCUGUUUGUGCAGACUGAUCUGCGUUUCCAGAGCCAUGCGGUCCUUGCUCUGCAGGAGGCUGCGGAGGCGUACCUGGUGGGUCUCUUUGAGGACACAAACCUGUGCGCUAUCCACGCCAAGCGCGUGACUAUCAUGCCCAAGGACAUUCAACUGGCUAGGAGGAUCCGAGGCGAGAGGGCUUAGGUUCUCUGCUUACUGGAGGUGGCUCUGGUGUUGGCUAGGAGGAUCCGUGGCGAGAGGGCUUAGGUUCUCUGCUUACUGGGGGUGGCUCUGGUGUGCAUCAGUUGAUGUUCCUGCUUUUGUGGCGCUUAACAUCGGUCGGUGUCGUGAGCACUGAGUAGUGCUAAUGUUCAUUCCUAGUGGUAUGAUGCUGGUUCUGCGCUCUUACUACGUUAUAGUAUUAAACCGUUUGCUAGUGUUGCCGUAAA